CGGUAGGUCACUGGAGUUAAUGCGGUCGUGAAUUGUAAUGUAGUUUUGUUUGAAAAAUGUUUGUAAAUGAAUGAACUGAAACUUUGUUUGUACGUGGGGAUAUGCAGUGGGCAGUGUGAGGAGGCAGAGAAUGGCAGAGCCAGACAGAAGCUCGACAGAUGGAACACCAGAAAAUGAAAAUGAGGCUGACUCUGGCACUCAGAAUGAAGGUGGUCACAGCAAUGAGGAAAAUGGUGAUCAAGACAAUGAAGCUGAUCAGUCUGGUGGACAAGGGAGUCCCUUAGCAUCGGGUGGUCCGGAUGGUACUCUAAACACGAACUAUGAUUCCAGUGAUGGUGCUAUACCAGUCCAUCGAUGUGAACGAUGUGACAGUUAUGAGACUCUGUCUCGUGCCGCAUUGCUUACGCAUCUUUCACGAUGCUCGGGUGGUGAGGGAGAAUCUUCUGCACCGGGAGAGGCACAUCGAGGUCACGAUCGUAAAAUAUUUGAAUGUGAUGUGUGUAACAUGAAAUUUUCAAAUGGCGCAAAUAUGCGACGCCAUAAGAUGCGCCACACUGGUGUUAAGCCUUACGAGUGCAGAGUGUGCCAGAAAAGAUUUUUUCGCAAGGACCACCUGGCUGAACACUUCACAACACACACAAAAACUCUGCCAUAUCAUUGUCCAAUCUGCAACCGUGGAUUUCAGCGUCAAAUUGCUAUGCGAGCCCACUUUCAAAAUGAGCAUGUAGGGCAAAAUGACAUGAUAAAAUCCUGUCCAUUGUGCAGCUAUCGGGCUGGAUCCAUGAAGAGUUUAAGAGUACAUUUCUUCAACAGACAUGGAAUUGACUUGGACAAUCCUGGACCAAGUGCACCCAGUGCAUCUUCAUUACUACAAGGCAGCCAUUGCUCACCACUGGAGGUGAGCUGCAAUCUGAGUGUUGCAGCAACGUACAGUGACAGUGGCGACUCAAUGGGAGCAAGAUCAGUGGACAACGCCACUCCACCAAUGCACUUCCUCACUCCUCAUGUUGAGAUAUCAAUGGCAGAUGCACCCGCAUCAUUUUCACCUGCUCAGUGUGAACCACCUUUGGGAGGCAACUCUCAGUCAAGCUUAGAACCUUCUUCACAGCGAGUAAAUGGUGAUUGUCCUGGUUCACCACAUUCAGUUGAUUCCAACUCAAAUGCACCGUCAAGCAGUCACACAGUUGGAGGUGCAAGCAAUGGUGGAAACAGUUCAGCCCGCACCAUAUCUGAGCUGGAUGUAGCCACAACUAUCACUCCGUCCAUCUCACUUAUCCCAAUAAAGCAGGAACCUGGUAGUGGCACAGAUGAACCUUCACAAAGGAGUAAUGGGCCUGUGAACCUCACCACUGCUCACACGUUAGCUGCAACAUCUGUAGAGUCAAACAAUAAUAUCCAGUUCCAGUCGGCCACUUCCAGUAGCCUUACCAGUCUAAUCAAGGUUUCGCCUCUAAAGUCACUGCUUCGUGAUGACCUGAAACGAAAAAUUGGAAAUCGUAGCAGUUCAUCAAUUCCUGCUCGAGGUCGUCCAUCGACUGCUUCCCCAAGACCGGAGAGCUCGUUCAGCUUACAGCCCAUUGCAACAACAACAAAUGGAACGAUCACUUCAACAGGACCUGAACAGCCUUCUGACUCUACAGAUAAUUUUGUAUUGGUGUAAAGUAAUACUUUGUAUUACCCAAGGCUAACUUGUUGCUGUGAGAUGUUGACAGAAAACCAUUGUAGAUAGAAGUGUAGUUCCACACAUGCAGAUUGUUUUUUAAUGUAAUUCCACAACAGAAAAAGGUACAUUUGAAGCUAAUCUGUUAAGUACAUACUGAAAUUUAAAGGUAAAAAGCAUGUAUUUGUGUGAAGAUGGCCAUCUUGUCUGAUGGAUAUUUACCAGUGUCUCAGAGGAGCUUACUGUCUCCAUCACCACCACCCUGAAGAAGAAGGCAGUAAGUUCCUCUGAAAUGUCAGUUAAUGUUGACCAGACUACACAGUGCAGCAUCCCACAAGAUGGCCUUCUUCAUAUUCAUCAUUGAGAACCUGAAAUUGUGUGUGUGUGUGUGUGUGUGUGUGUAAGAAGCUUCAAACCAAUAGUUAAAAUGUAGCUAAGAGGUGGCAGAAACAAGUGCUAUAAUUAAAUAUCUCUUCGAGGUAUGUCAUAGGAGAGAUGCAGACUAACAAUUAAUCCUGUCUGGAGGCUCACAUCACCAUACAGACACGAAGUCCUGCAUUAUGACCAUGAAAGCGUGUAAGUCUUCAUUUCAAGACGACAUUCCGUAAUUCGUCUCCUGUUACCUUAAAAGCACAAGGAAAUAUCUAUGUAAAGUUUGGUGCUUUAAUUACAUGCCAGAAAAUUAGCAAAUUAUAGCCAGGGAGAAGUCAGGCUUCUGCAGAGCUGAAUGGUUUCUUCGUAUAGUUCAACAUUUUUAGAUUGUUUAUUGGUGAAAUAAAGUGCUUAGCAUUUGAAGUACAUGUAAAUAUUUUCUGUUAUAAGCAUGGUCUCUCACAGGGGCUAAAGUCAGCCUUGGGUGUUGACAGUAAUUUUAUUCUGUUUAACAUUCUGAAAUAACAUGACUGGUUGGUUUAUAUUGUAAAGUUAAAGUGAAUGAUUUAUUUUGUGUAACCAGCAUCACUCAGAAAUCUCCUAAAUGUAGUCCACCAUACUGAUCCCAAAUAUGUCAUCAUAAUGCUUUGCCAUUCCUCAUCUCUCAGUAUGUACAAGGUCUGGCAUUUGGCUGGCAUCUCUUAGUACUCUUGUGCCUUCAGCCAUUGUGUGUCUUCAGGAUUUCAGGUUUUCACAGUGGUGUGUCUGGGGUGUUGUGGCAUGUAGUCUGUUAGAAGUUUACUGGCGUUUGAGCAUUCCUUGCUGCCUCCAUCAUCAGGACGAUGAGUGAUCGCUCACUCACCGCCCUGAUGAUGGACACAGCAAGGUCCUCUAAAAUGUCGAUAAACUUCUAACAGACUGUGCAGUGCAACACCCCAGAAGACGUCCAUCUUGAUUAUGUGUUUAUCUCCGCUUGGACGGAAUGUUGACACACACUGGUUGAAUUCUGAGUGUCGUUUGGUUUGACUGGCAUUGGGGGCUGUUUUGUUAUUUCAGUAUCGAUCAGGUUGGCUUUGUGGUUUGUAGACAAUAAAGCAACUGGGUGUAGCCUGGACAGCAGGGGCAAGGAAGUAAAGCUGUAUACAGUGACACCUGACAGCUUGCUUCAUGAUGCAUAAAAUUUCACUGUGUGACAAUUUAACACACUUGUUGAGCGACAGGAGAGUCAAAAUGUUAUACAUUGAGUAAGUUAGUGAUAGCUGAAGCAUCCUUUACUAGCAGUCGGUCCAAAUUACAUUCACUCUGGCACCAAAAGUCUUCAUUCACAUUCCAAUUGUGAAAGUAUGUGCGUUUUGUAAUCACAUGCUAGGGACAAAAUUCUUUAACAUUUUCAAGCUACAGAACAUAUAUAUUCAUAGUUGAAUUAUGGAAAAGUAAGCAUCAAAUUUAAGUAAAUUUUAAAAAGGACAAGUAUUUGCCAAUAUGACAACUUCAUAGUAGAGGCACAUGCAGUAACAUAUCCUACAGGAGUUCACAGCAAUAAAGAGUUGUAUGGUUUGUGUAAUGUUUUGCUUUGUGUGUAUAAAAGAGGGCCUAAAACAAUGGUUUUGAUUGGAGGUUGUUUUUUUUAGCAUAAUGAUAUCACUCCGAAUGUUAUUGACAACUCAGUCAUGUUAUUUUCCAUAGUCUCUGAUGAGCCCAUGAAUCGUGUACAGUAUUUAUUAUUAUGCAUAAAUUAUUGUUUUGGGUGUUAAAUAAUUUUGGGUGACUUGGUUACAUAGGAAUUCAAACUAAUAUUGAUAAACCUGAAGUAUAAUGUAAUCACAAAGACCUUCCUUAUUUGUAUUUGUUUCCUUCACAGAAUUUCUGGAAUGUGUAUAUUGAAGUCACUGUUAGUAGACUGAUGUGAUUGGAGUAUAAUCCGUCCAAACCACAAAUUGUAGAGUUAUAGCAGCAUAUGCAAAUAUGUUUUCCUUUAGAAUAAGCGUUCCAUAAACUAUUCAAAUGAAAUAUUUUAACAAUAAGAGACUAGCCUCUGAAAUGAUGCUAUUGAUUUAAGAAGGAAAUAUUCAGUUGUUCUCUUUAUGUAUUACAUAAGUAUUUUGUUCUUCAAUAAGGAUUUAGAUCCAGAGUUGAUGUAGACAGUUCAGUUUCACAUGGAAUGUAGAUAACUUGGUUCAGACUUUUUGGAGGUGGGGGGGAUGAGUGGCACUUUCAUAUAUUACUUUGUAAUAUAUUGUAAAGUCCAUUAGACUGAUACAAGCAGUGGUUGGCUGUCACACUACAGAAUUCCUCUCCAGUCCAGUAAAAUACCUUUAUGUUAGGAAACCAAUGAUAUAGAAUUUAUUAUGAAAUAAUCAUGAUGAACGUUAAAUUUGUUUCUAUUACUAAUAUUUCAUUUGUUAGCAUUAUGGUAAAUAAUUUAUUCUUGAAAGUAUGUAAAUUAUUUACCACAAUAUUAGAACUGGAAAGUUCAUUGGCUGUGAAGUUAGUUCUUAUAUUAACUUCACUGAGUCACUGUAUUUUUAAGUUUCAGAAGAAUGCAGUAUCAUUCAUCUCUGAAUGUUAUUGAUGAUGCAGAUCAGUCCAUAUUAAAUGUGCAUUAUUUGUGGAAUAUAUAAAUGUUAAUUUAGUUGAAAAGCAUUUGUGGGUGGCAGAUUAGUAAAACCCUGGCUACUUUAUAGUACAGUUUUGAUGUGGUAGGAGAGGGGUUGAAAAUUGAUUCAGAACAAUUCACUAAUCAGUCACAUUUGUGACAGAUGUUGGUCCCUUCAUUAUAAAAUCUUCUGUGCUUAAUUGAAAGUAAAAAAUAAAGGAAAACUCCCUUUUCAUGUUGAUCAGACACUUUUUUGGGACAAGUGACGUAAAACCUAUGAUAUCUUUUUACUCAGAUUUGAGAAUUAUAACUUGGGCAAAGAAUAAAGUUGUUUAAAAUUGCUUCUGUAGUACUCUUGACAAUACAGGCAAAAUUUUGGCAGACUGGUAAUAUCUGUAUUCAGAAGAUCCAAAGAUUGAAUGCAGAAAAUUGAUUCUAUGAGUAUGACAAAGAUUUCUUAGUCCUUCCAGGAAGGUACUGAGAUAGUUCCAGCAUAACUUUGUACUACAUUCCAUUUAAUUUGUAUGUCAUUCAGAUCUCCGUAACCAGUUUGCUGCAAAUGUAUGGGACAUAUUACUGUACAGUCAAUCAGUUCAGACUUUUCUCUUUCAUGUGCAAUUUGUCAUAGGCUUCAUUAAUUUUAUUGCAGAAGUGUGCAAUAUCCAAACCAAUUUUUUGAAAGUAUUUGUUUCCAUCAUAUUGAACAGCAGUUCUGAUACUAAAAAAAAUCCUAUUUGUCCAGUACUAUUGCUGUAAAUGUAUUGGAAGUUAUUUGCACAAUAAAUAUAACUGCCGACAGUUUAUGGUGAAAAAAUUCAUAUUAAAGAAAUGCCUAAAAUGCAUUUACAGCUUACAUGCUCAAAGGCUUUAUUCCUUUUUGUUUAUGGAAUAUUUUACAAAUACUAUCCCAUCUGAAAACAUUUUAAGUAAAGCUGGAAUUUUUAACUCAAAUUAUAUCCUUAUGGUUAAUUGCUUCUUUUUCUUAAUGUUUCCAAAUUGUACAUGUGGAACUGAAAUAAAUAUUUUGUUAAACUUGAAUACAUUCCAUUAUCAAUCUUUCCAGUGAUACUAAUGUAAUCACGGUCUAUUUUUGUUAUUUUAAUACUGCAUAAAAAUAAGAUUGUGUGUGUGUGAGAGAAAUAUAAUCAGUAAAAUGCCUCAUUAUUUGUUAUGCUUUUAGUCCAGAACAAAAUGCAGUUGUUCUCCAUUUAUAGUGCCUUUUGUUCUGGACUAUAGUGUUACUAACUAGUAACAUUAAAGUUUGUGGGAUAACCAUUCUGCGGCAGUGCAUUCCAUUGCAGUCUGUAUUAAUGAGGUGUUUUGUCAUUUAAUGCUGCCAUCUUUUUUGUUAUUAUGUCUGGAAACCAGAGAGUUUAACAUAUUUCAUAUUGUUUGGAUUCAGAACUCUGACUCUUGGGUGUUGCAGUAUUCUUCAUAAGUAAACUUUAAAAACAAUUUAAAAAGAGCCACGAACUUUAAUCGUUCAAGAAUAGGGGAUUUGAAGCCCCAUUCUACAGAGCUACCAGCAAGAUUGUAAUUCAGAGUUUUAACACUUUAGUAGUAUGCUACUGUGACAUGCUGCUAGCUGGGUAACUGACAAAGGUUAAAGUGGUCUUGUAUUUUAAAAACUUUCUUUUUAUUCCCAAAUUGAAAUGUGUACAAUUUUGAAGGAAUUUAAGCUAAUGUUAUAAUAUUUCCCUGUAACUCAUUGGCUUCCAGUCAUUGCUGUUUUGAUAUUCUAUGUGGUUAAGUGAAAUUUUUUAGUCCUUUGGAGUAAACAAAUUGUGUUGUUUUUGACUUGUUAGUAAACAGUUUAACAUGAUGGAUUUUAUAUGUCCAAAUAAGUUAAGUUUUGUGCAAGGAAAAAUACACAGGAAUAGAACUUAAAAGAGGACUGUAGUUCCUUUUCUUUGACACUUUCAUUUUUAAACAGAAAUCCUUUUAACAUCACAUCACAUGUAAGUCAUAUUUAAAAUAAUUAAAAUGUAUAUGCACCGUGCUGAAUGUCUUUUAAGUAACUGUAGCACUUUUUUCACAUUGCAGAGUAAUAUUCUAUGGUUCUUCUUCUCAAGCUCUACAGUCCACUGUGAACUUUGGCUUCCUGAUAUUCUAUAGUUAAUAUGUCAAAAAGUUCAUAAAGUUUUUCCCAUGUCACCAUUGAAUGUUUCAAAGUAGUUUUCUUCCACUGUUGCACAUUUCUCUCAUUGGUUGUUACGCUUCUGCAGGUCUUGUACUGCCACCACCUUUCAUCUCUUCUGCUGACUGGAACUGUCGCCCCAUCAAAAAUUAUUUUUUUCUGGCAGGGGCUAGAUAUGGAGAGUAUGCUGGUUGCAUACCUUUUCCUGGCCAAAUACUGCUGUAUCAAAAGACACAGAUCAGCUAAUGCAUUGUUAUGGUGCAGGAGGUGGCUUCUUGCAGGUGGCAAAGAAUGAGUUUGAAAACUGUACUGAGAUGAACUCGUGCAGUGGUCUAAUUGCGAGCUACCACUGGCCUUUCCUUCCACAGGUCAUCAUCUUCCAGUGAUUUUUGGCCCCCUUUGAAGCAAUUAAGCCAUUUGUACACUGCAGCAUGUCUCAUCAUCAUGGAUUAGCUGUUUCAAGGGGGACCGGCAAUCCGCGAAAGAUGACGACCUGCGGAAGGAAAGGCCAAUGGUGGGUCAUAAUGAGACUACUGCAUGAGUUAAUUUCAGAGAAAUGUAAUAUCAACAAGACCAUUUAUAUUCAUUCUUUGCUAUUUGUGAGAAACUAUCUCCUGCAAGUGAUCUCAUCUCUGGGAAUCCAGAAACUGGCUGCUGCGCCAUGUUGUAUACAAAACUUAAUGUUCACUUGCUUUUCAGAUUAUUACAGCAUCUUGUUCUAACAGGUUCUUAUAAUAACAUAAUUCACCAAACUGAGUAGCCUGUAAUGUGCUUGACACAGUGAACCACUGACCACACAUUCUGUUUAUGCUCAGACACAGGGAGACAAGAAUUACGUUGUUCUGUUACUGUUGCAAAAGUUCAGAAAAUUGUUGACUGUAUUACAUUGGUGUGUUACAGAGUAUGGAAGGAGACACUUGUUUUCUCUUUUCUGCAGUGUUAUUCCUAACCAGCAUAAAUCAGGUACCAUAAUAGUUACUGACAAACGGACAGGCAUCUGAGUAACACAUGUGGUCAUGUUAGCAUGUUUAUUUCACAGCCUGUGGUGUUUUAUGCCUCUUUAUGAUUGUCUUUCAUAUUGUGUCAUUAGAUGAUGUAAUUUUUGUUCCAUAAAAUUGUUAAGUAUGGCGUUAAUAGAUAUAUUUAAUUAAAAGACAGAAUAUGACUUACAUGUGAGACACUAUGGUUUUGUAUUAUGACUAUUUUGUACUGUGGAUGAUAAAAUUUUGCUUCACUGUCAUCAGCAUGUAUUCAGUCUUUGUUUGGAACAUGUUCACAUUCUGGUCAGUAUGUCUGGAUUUUGUAGUUUGCUUAUAUUAUCAAAUUGAUCACUAACAUCUAAUUGAAAUUCUACACAUAUUUCUGUUUUUGCAUCAUUCACAAUUAGUACCAGACGUGUUUUCACUUCAUUUAGAUUUAAUCUGAAAUUUGAAGUUCUCAUGGCAGUGAAGAUGUGUAUUGUGGUUUUCUGAGUUGAGCAACACUACAUGUGUCACAACUCAGAAGACAUGAAUUGACAGUUUAAAUUAAAGUUUUCACAUAAGCACAGUGCUAUAUUUAUUUAAGAUACAUCUUCUGCUUCUUUGUGAAUGAUGUGUUUCCUAUUAAUGUAAAAGUACUGUAACUGCAGUUUACAGGGUGAUAAAUGCUUCUCUGCCCAUGAUAUAUUUUUCUAGAACUUUAUGACAAAAUUAAAUAUCCAAGAAUAACUACAAGAUACCUAAAAGAUGUGCAGAUGAAGGUUCUUGCUACUCUGUGGGAGAUAAUGCCAGGAACAGGAGCUUUUUCCUUUCCUCUUUGCAAAUUUAAGUUUUGUUAAUCGCAGUUUCUCCAAUGAGUACCUCUGUUGUGUUCCCAUCACCCAGCAGCUGCUGUAUUUCCUUAUUCUUUUGAAUCGUGGUGCCUGUGAUGCAGUUCGUUGAAGUAGUAUGUUGUGUUUCAUAGUAUUCAUUUCUCAGACAUUCCAGUAGUUUUUGUUGGAGUCUUUCUGGAUAGAAGAUUGUUAAAGAGAUGCAUUUUAUCAGUCUGCCCCUUUCAUCAGAAAGGAGCCUUGAUGUUAAAUCAUUGAAUGUUCCGACAUGAAACAACAAUGCCCAUUAGCAGUUUUUAUCAAUCAAGAAGCAAUUGCUCCUACACAUAUAGUAUGAUUAAAAAAAUAUACAAAUUAACAUUAACAUAAUUUUAAUACAGAGUGGUGAAUCAUGAAGGCAGGAACAAAAUAAAAGUCAUAGUUUGUGUGUAUGUGAAAUGUAGUAGUUUCUGGAUUUGAAAUGUAUGAUGGCUAGAAGUGCAUGGAAAAUAACAUCAUGAAAUGAAACACAGUGACAGCGAGGGGAAGUAGAAUUAAAACUGUCAGUCGGCAUUGAAAGGCAUCAUCACCAAAAAUAAUAAGAGAAAUAACACAAUGUAAUUUUACAGUAAUAGGGGAGGAAAGUCUAUUGGUGUAUAUUACUACAACACUGCAAUGUGCAUAUUAGUAAUAUUUGACAGUGUAGAUAUUGUUUGAUAUAUAUUACAAAUGUGAAUUAUCUACUAGAUUGUGAAGGAGAGCUGCCAUUUGUUAUGUGCACAAAUUUGAGCUAUGAUCUAUUACAAAGAGCUUGAAGACAGAUGCCAUUCUGCCUAAAUGACCGUCCUAAAUUGGCAGUGCCUUAAAUAAUGAGAUUUUUCCAUAUUGUGUUGUGAUUAAUAUAGUGUUUUCAUAUCUCAUAUUGGUUGUAUAAAAUUAUUGCCUUCCUAGUUAUUUAUUAUUGCUCUUUACUUUUUUAUUUUUUAUACCACUAAAUAUGUAACACAUCAUAUAAAAAUUAAUUCCACAACAUAGCUUUAGUUUGCUGGCAUCUUAUAGGGAUACUACAUGAUAAGUAUAUACCAUGUUAAGUUGGGUCUGUUAUACACAUUUUUGUACACUUGUGAUGGAGUAGAAGAAAUGUGUUUUCAAUUUUGUACAUGUUGUUUGGAUAUGGCUGAUAAAGGCUGCAAUUAAAGUAAUUAUAGAUUACAGAAGAGUGUUACUUAUUAGACAUAUCUGGAGACAACACAUGGUUUAUUGUACCUAAGAGAAAGAUAUUUUCAUCACCAAAUCCUGUUAUUGAUAUCACCAGAAUAUUAUAUGUGAAUAUGUUUGAAAUAAAUUUAUCUGUACACAUGACAACAAAUAACCAACAUACACAUUUUCAUGUCAUUGAGAAAAGAAACUAGUGUUGUAACUUCAAAAUGUUUACAUAUGAAAUUGUGCUACAUAGUUAACAGAAAUGAACUGUGUGAUUGGGUUUAUAUUUGCAUAUAUUUAUUAUUAUUAUUUAUAUGAAGGAAUUUUGUUGGUGAUAGGGUUUAUAUGUAGUUAAUUAAACAAAUAUUUUUAUUUAA
This is a messenger RNA of Zootermopsis nevadensis, 10134 nucleotides long. RefSeq lists its product as uncharacterized. Gene Ontology annotation, molecular function: RNA polymerase II cis-regulatory region sequence-specific DNA binding; DNA-binding transcription factor activity. Gene Ontology annotation, biological process: regulation of transcription by RNA polymerase II. NCBI's taxonomy places the organism in Eukaryota, Metazoa, Arthropoda, Insecta, Blattodea, Termopsidae. The record is from RefSeq and is a predicted model, not a curated record.